This is a messenger RNA of Paraglomus brasilianum, 582 nucleotides long. The record is from the annotation of a GenBank genome assembly. NCBI's taxonomy places the organism in Eukaryota, Fungi, Glomeromycota, Glomeromycetes, Paraglomerales, Paraglomeraceae.
AUGUCUGAAUACGAUGACUACGAUGGCCAGGAGGAUACAUUCGAAAACGACUAUACCAUGGACGAUUACCAUGGUGAUGAAGAUGAGGAUGACAUUGACUUGAAUCAGCAGGACUACGAUGCAGAAGGGCCGGGUGAUGCAGCGGUAGCCGGAACAGCUGAUGGAAAUAUAGUGGUGCUUCCUAAUGGAGUUGAUGGAGGAGUGCAGAUGGAUGUAGAAGAUGGCAUUGGAAAGGCAAAAGAGAAAGUAACAACACCAUAUAUGACCAAAUACGAGCGAGCAAGGAUACUUGGCACACGCGCAUUACAGAUCAGUAUGAGCGCCCCCAUAUUGGUUGACCAUGGUAAAGAGACAGAUCCGCUCGCAAUAGCACGAUUAGAAUUAAAAGCAAAGAAGAUCCCUCUUAUGAUUCGUCGAUUCUUACCGGAUGGUAGUUAUGAGGAUUGGCAUGUGAGAGAGUUGAAGAUUCCUGAAGAACAGGAGCAAACUAGAAUGGAAAUUUACAAAGAGGAAUUGUAUAAGGAGGGUGUUAGUACGUAUGAACCAAAGGAUGAACGUGGGAAUCCACUGCCUAUCAUAUAA